Messenger RNA from Mycena indigotica, 432 nucleotides. RefSeq lists its product as uncharacterized. NCBI's taxonomy places the organism in Eukaryota, Fungi, Basidiomycota, Agaricomycetes, Agaricales, Mycenaceae. The transcript is spliced from 2 exons. The record is from RefSeq and is a predicted model, not a curated record. The coding region runs from base 1 to 432 and encodes 143 amino acids.
AUGUGGCAGCCAGAGCCCAAUUGGCUCGCGGUGGGGAGCGGCGGCGUUCGGACAGAGCCAUCACUGGCCAGAACGGCCACGGCCAUGUCUUGGAUUUGGUUUGUGGGAGGCAAUGUAGAUGCACGGGAAAUCCAUGAUGCUGUACGAGUUCAAUGGUCGAAGGCGAUGGCAAGACGAGAUCGAUGGACAGAGGAGGUCGAGCUUCUGAGAGAGGAGAUGAAGCGGGUGUUGCGCAGCCUGGCAAAGUUGCAAGCUAUCUGGCUGGCUAGGGCCGAGAUGCGGGAGGUUGAUGAUCCCAGCCUAGUGGGGGGACUUCGGGCAUACGCGUUACGUCAGGUGGCCAUGUAUAAGGAGAUUUCGGCGGCCUUUUAUGCGAGAUGGAAUCUUUCAGCAGCGCAGGCUGUGCGGAUAGUGGUUGAGGAGGAGAACUAG